Messenger RNA from Drosophila virilis, 662 nucleotides. RefSeq names its product Cuticular protein 49Ad (gene Cpr49Ad). The record is from RefSeq and is a predicted model, not a curated record. Gene Ontology annotation, molecular function: structural constituent of chitin-based larval cuticle. Lineage: Eukaryota; Metazoa; Arthropoda; Insecta; Diptera; Drosophilidae. Gene Ontology annotation, cellular component: chitin-based extracellular matrix.
CAACUCUUUGCGCAGUCCUCUUGCUUUUUACUGCUGGCUCUCUGUGUGGCCAUCUGCAAUGCACAGCGGGUGUACAGUCCGUAUCGAAACAAUCCCUACUAUAGGGAUUUGUACUUUAGGAACCGCGACCUGUACAAUCAGCGCCGCUACUAUGACAACUUCUAUAAGAAAUACAAUCCGAACAUUGCCAAUGCUCUGGCACGCACCGUCGAGCAGUCAAAUGAGCCCAACUAUGGCCAGGGCUCCUAUACCUACAGCUAUGAGACUGAGAACGGGAUUCACGGGGAAGAGCGCGGUGCGCCCGUUUACAUCGACAACGGGCGGCAACAGGUAUCUGGUGCCUAUUCGUAUAUAUCACCCGAAGGUAUUCGAGUCGGUGUCAGAUAUGUGGCAGAUGCCAACGGCUUUCGCCCAGUUAUUACCUAUGAUGGUCCAAAUGCUGCGAAUUAUGCGAACCAACAACCGCCUGCUAAUGUGGUCUACACAAGGCAAUAAAGUCAACUAGACGGUGUACGAAGUGUGUGAAAUAAAAUAUCAAAUUUAAUAAUGUGAAAUUCACAAUUUUAACCAACGUUUGUUUAAAACCUCACAAAAAAAAUAAACAUAUAUUUAAAUGCUAUUCGGGGAAUGGAGUAGAACAUACAAGCCGGAAUUUAUAAAGG